UGCCAAUCCAGCACGCCACCGAACCCUCGGCUGAUUGCUUCACUCCAAUUAACCUUUUCAUGCGCUCCUCGCGGCCGCUAACGACACAGAUAUAGUCUUUUAGGUGUUGGGUUCUGGAUUCAAAUUUCAAGUUUCAUCUUUCAUUCUGGGUUCACGGUGGAAAUUGGGUUUGGAUGAUAGAGCUUGUUCUGGCAACGGAAUGGAAUGAUUCAUUCCGAGGAAAGGCGGGCGAAGGGCUGGUAGUAUCUAUUGAUGACUGUCAGCAGUGUCCGGGUCUCUCAUUGCCAAGGCUUUCAAUUUAACGCAGUUCAGCAGCUCGGCAUGGCUAGGAUCAUCCAUCGAAUCUGCUAUCGGUAUCAUUGGAGAAGACAAGCAGAUGAAGGAUGAAAAGAUUCAACCAGAUGUGGUUGCUUACAAUAGCUUGAUUGCUGGUUUAUGCAUUUCAAGCACAAUCAAUGAAGCUAUGAAGUUACUCAAUGAAAUGGUAGAGAGGAAGAUCAUGCCCAAUACAGUUAACUAUUCCACAUUGGUUAAUGCUUUUUGUAAGGAAGGAAAUGUUUUGGGAGCUAAAGCUAUACUCAAAGUGAUGAUUCACAGAGGAUUUCUUCCAGAUGUCAUCACUUACAAUUCAAUGCUGGAUGGGUACUGUUUGCGCAAUGAAUUAGACAAAGCUAGAAAGUUAUUUGAUUUCGUGGUCAAUAAGAGAUGUGAACCUAACGUUUACUGUUAUAAUAUAAUGAUUCAUGGAUAUUGUAAUAAUGGAAGGAUGGAUGAAGCUGAAGAAUUACUUAAUGAUAUGCUGGAGAAGGAUUUGGCUCCGAAUACAGUCACGUAUACUACUAUGCUAAAUGGAUUUUGUCAAGCAGGGAGGCUUAAAGAUGCACAACAAAUUCUCAAGAAAAUGAGUGGUCAGGGUUGUUCCCCGGAUAAUGUGACAUACAAUAGCUUGCUUGGUUACUUGUGUAGACAAGGUCAACUUGACGGUGCAUUAGCUCUAUUUCAAGUAAUAGACAAUAGUAGUUUGCAGUCUAAUGUUGCCGGGUACAAUAUCCUUAUGGAUGGGUUGUGGAAAGCAGGGAGGGAAAAGGAAGCUAGGGAAAUGUUUUCUAGGCUCUCUAGAGACAAGUUUUUGCAACCUGAUACCCGCGCAUAUACCAUUACAGUUGAUGGACUUUGCAGACAAGGUUUUGUGGAUGAAGCAUAUGAUUUGUUCAGGAAAAUGGAGGGGGAUAGUUGUCUACCAAAUAGUUGCUCUUACAACGUGAUUAUUCAUGGAUUUCUUCGCCAUAAGGAUCCCCUUGAAGCAAUAGACCUCAUUCAUGAGAUGGUUUCGGAAGGUUUCUCAGCCGAUGCAACCACCAUGUCUUUGCUAAUAGAAUUGUUGCCCAAGAAUCAGUUGGAUCAUCCAAUAUUCCAGAAGCUAUUGAAUGGUCCUGAUAUCAAGAGUCAUAAAAUAGGGUCUAGUGGUCUAUCAGUUGCUGCAACUCAAGGAACUAGCUGAAAUUCUCAUCCAAAGGCCAGUUGCAUGAUCCUGUAAUUGAUCAAAAUCUCUCGGCUUGGAGAAGAUUCUGAUGAUAGAAGAUAGCUGGAACUAACGGUCCGAUUCAUGAUCCUUGUCAUCCCACUUACAUAUUGUUGAUUCUGUCUGCUGUACAAAACGAGCUCCGAUCCCUGCUCGUUUCUGUCCAUGUUUGAUGCAUUAGUAUGUGCCGAACCUGUUUGUGAUUAUUGUUUAGAGAUAUGAAGCUCGCUUGUCUAGCAACAUAACUACGUAUUUGCGACAAAGGCCAAAGCCUUGAAGGGAACUCUAGGGUUCUGCUUUUGUCAAGAAGAAGCAAUGCUUUGGUCACCCAUUUUUGGACUUCACUCAUCUGAAU
This is a messenger RNA of Linum tenue, 1877 nucleotides long. NCBI's taxonomy places the organism in Eukaryota, Viridiplantae, Streptophyta, Magnoliopsida, Malpighiales, Linaceae. The record is from the annotation of a GenBank genome assembly.